Molecule: messenger RNA, 1044 nt
Organism: Penicillium waksmanii
Lineage: Eukaryota; Fungi; Ascomycota; Eurotiomycetes; Eurotiales; Aspergillaceae
Product: zinc-binding alcohol dehydrogenase family protein
Exons: 2
Coding region: 1-1044 (347 amino acids)
Molecular function (GO): oxidoreductase activity, acting on NAD(P)H
Source: RefSeq, a predicted model, not a curated record
AUGUCAACCGAAAACCAAACCCACCAAGCCGCAACCCUCCCUUCAAAAGCCACCGCAUUAAAAACAACAACCCGCCAAACCCCAACGCCCGGCCCAACCGAACUCCUAAUCGAAGUCCACGCCCUAGCCCUAAACCCAGUAGACUACCACCAACGCGACACAGGAUUCUUCAUCCAAGAAUAUCCCGCAAUCCUAGGCUCCGACGUCGCAGGCGUUAUCAUCUCAUCCGGACCCCUGACACGAGAAUCCAUGAAACCCGGGACCCGCGUUACGGCACUAGCAAGUUCAUUCUUUAACGCCGGUGUUGAUUACGGCGCAUUUCAGAGACGAGUUCUCGUGCCGGAGGAGACUGUUGCGAUUCUUCCGGAUGGGGGGGCAGUUUUCCCUCUUGCGGCGGUUACGACGUGGAAUGGGUGGGUUUGGGCUGGUUUGAUGCCUGCUGCUACCACCAGUCAAGUUCAAGUUUCUGCUUCGGAGGAGGGGGUUUUUGUUUGGGGUGCGUCGAGUAGUAUUGGAGCUUUGGCUGUGCAGGAGGCGAAGUUGAUGGGGUUUGUUGUCUAUGCUACUGCCAGUGGACGGCAUCAUGAUUAUAUCCGGGGUCUUGGGGCGGAUCGGGUAUUUGAUUAUAAGGAUGAGGAUGUGUUGGGUCAGAUUGUUCAGGCGGCGGGUGCGGAUGGUGUGAGGAUUCGGAUUGGAUACCAUGCUACCGGGGACCAGCACUUGGCGGCUGAUGUUCUGCAUGCGUUGAGGGGUGAGGGACAGGGGGAGAAGUCGAAGUUGGCGAUUGCGCCAAUCUUGGAUCCCGAAUUGAAGGUUCCUGAUGGUGUUGAGGCUGCUUUUGUGUAUCCUCCGCAGGAUCGGGCGGAGUUGAAGGAGAGAAAUCGGGCUAUCUUUGUGGACUGGUUGGAGGGGAAGCUUGCUGGUAAGCAGGUCGUUGCUAGCCCCCAUAUCAAAGUUAUCAAAGGUGGGCUGGGGUCUGUUAAUGGGGCUUUGGAUGAGUUGAAGGCUGGGGUCAGUUGCUUGAAGAUUGUGGUGGAGCUGUGA